Messenger RNA from Helicoverpa armigera (cotton bollworm), 1093 nucleotides. Its product is annotated as UPF0598 protein CG30010. The transcript is spliced from 2 exons. NCBI's taxonomy places the organism in Eukaryota, Metazoa, Arthropoda, Insecta, Lepidoptera, Noctuidae. The coding region runs from base 202 to 858 and encodes 218 amino acids. The record is from RefSeq and is a predicted model, not a curated record.
UGACAUUCAUUGACUUUCGUUGGCAAGUUGUCAGGCCGGAGAUUUUAGACUUUGAGAGCAAAGAUAGACUUUGAAUUAAAAGGGGAGAGAGGGGAGACGGCGAUAAACUUAUCCAUCAUUAGGUUAUGAAAUGAUCAAAACAAACUGCUCUAUGAUUCUGAAUGUAAUAUCUUAACACUUAAUGGUGAAAUAUAUAAAAAAAUGGUCUUAACAUGUAGCUUGCGAACUUUUUCCAAAAUAUUAUCAACAAAAUAUUGCAAAGUGCGACAUCUUCAUUACAUUCAAGGCCAAGAACCAGAACCAAAAAUAAGAGAAUAUUUUUAUUUUAUUGAUCAUCAAGGGAUGUUGUUUUUAGAUGAUUCUAAAAUGAAAAACUUCACAUCAUGCUUCAAGGAAAAGAAGUUCUUACAGUUCUUUUUCAAGAGAAUUCGACUCAAUAACACUGGAAGAUAUCAAGAAGACUUUCCUUUCAUCUCUUUGUGUGGACGGGAGAGGAAUUUUAUACGCUGUGAUGAUGUCCCUAUAGUUUAUACUCACGUUGUUAAUAUUGAUGAUACAGAUUUUUUAUGUUAUGGUUAUGCAGGUGACCUAAUGAAAUCAAAAUUUCAGCCUGAUAAAAUUUAUAUGCUACCGAGUACAGGCAGAGUUUACCACCCCACUGACGAAAAGUAUGGUGGUGUAGGAUUAGUGAAGUCCAAGUUAGCAAUAGAAUUUAGUAAGUAUUUUCAGUUCAAUAAUAAUGAAACAAAUGCACCAACACACUUUACAUGGCGAAACAACACAUAUGAGCUAGAUCAGGAUUGGUUUCAGGAGCAAGUAACAAAACAUAAAUUAUCUAUAAGGUCUGAAUCAGACUAAUUGAAACAGGAAAUGAAAUUCUUGUGUAAGGUUUUCUAGAUCAUUAAAUAAAACUACCACAUUAUGAACAACAUUAUUUAUUUGGUGGUUUUAACAAUAAAUUAGUGAACAAUAUAUGUAUCAUCAUUAUCACAGGAUAUAAUUUAUGGCGAAUUAAAAUGAACUUUUGUGAUUGUGUACAUACCCUUAUAAUUAUUUAGAUAGUAUGUUUAAAUAUAUUCUGAUUAUAAAAUAA